This is a messenger RNA of Morchella importuna, 3240 nucleotides long. RefSeq lists its product as uncharacterized. Gene Ontology annotation, molecular function: zinc ion binding; DNA binding; DNA-binding transcription factor activity, RNA polymerase II-specific. The transcript has 14 exons. Gene Ontology annotation, biological process: DNA-templated transcription; regulation of DNA-templated transcription. Bases 1 to 3240 code for a protein of 1079 amino acids. Lineage: Eukaryota; Fungi; Ascomycota; Pezizomycetes; Pezizales; Morchellaceae. The record is from RefSeq and is a predicted model, not a curated record.
AUGAAGGCCUUUCCCCCACGGAUAUACACUCUAUCCGUCCCCUUUCCCCGUUACCCUUCCCCUUUCCCAGGCAUAGAAGAGGGAGAAGGAGAAGGAGAAGAAGGGCAAGGAGAGGCAGCACAACGGCGGCAAGCAGAAACAGAAAUACGCACAAACCUGGUAAACGUGCAAAUUCGUUCAACUGAUAUCCUCUUCUUGCCAUCUCCGGCGGGCCCGCCAUUCGAUCUGCCAUUAUCAAACACCCAGCUCACGACGGCGGUGGUAGUAGUGGUGGUGCUCGUGUUGCUCUCCCCUCCUGCCCAAAGCGUCUAUUCGACCCAAUUCUUAAGUACUUGUUUUGCGGGACAGAGAAACGGGAAAGGAAAGAAAAGAAAGAAAGGAAAAAAAAACAGAACGAAGAAAAAAGAACUUUCACUGCACAUAGCACAUAUUAGAUCACGGGUACCACAAGCACUCUUGUUGAGCAAAACAACCGCUGAGGACAUCUGUCUGUCUCUGUCGCACAAUUGCGCAUCCUGCCCUCUACAAUCCCGCUCUCCCACCACCCCCCCCUCCCCCCCGCCAGUCAUCGGCUUCAAACGCAUCGCGAACUUUCCCCUUCUACUGAGUGAACCUCACUGCGUCGCCCCAAUCCUACUCAUCUCACUCACGCUCAUCCUCCAUACUCGCGCAAUGAGCAUGCAGCAAAGCAUAAAUCUCUCCCCGACGGACCUCGGCGGUCAAAGGGAGAACCACAGGAACUAUGUUUUUGUUGAUGAACACAACCGACACAAAAGGCUCAAGGUUAUGCGAGCAUGCGAAGGAUGUCGACGCCGAAAAAUUAAAUGCGAUGCUGCUACAACGAAUACAUGGCCUUGCUCAGCUUGUGUACGCUUGAAACUUCACUGCGUUCCGCCCAUGGUACAUGCGAGCGGCGAAGAAGACCUUAUGCAACAUGCCUCGGGGCAUAUCGUAAGGAAGACAAGCAGGACAACUGUCCCCGGAUAUCACAGUAGAGACGGAAACACCGCCUUUCGAACACUUUCACCCUCUGAACACCAUGGACCAUCGCAUAGACCAUCGAAUACGCUCGCGUAUCCGGGAAUCACAGGUGGGGAGGUUGUAGAACCACUUCAUUUUCAAGCUCCUGUUUACCAGACACAGCCCGUGAUGAGGCAGCAAGACCAAUGGGCGGCCGAGAGCGACUAUGCAUCUGCUGCCCAUGUCAGUGGAGUAUUGGGGCAGCUCAAAAUUGACGAUAGCGGUGUGGCAAACUACAUAUCGGCCCAAGGAAGAAGACUUGCGGAGACACCUGCAUAUGAACCAUGGACGGAGGAAAUUGAGCCGAAUCCGUCGUUUAUGCCUGGACAGCAUGAAUUUGCAGUCAAGAUAAGGCCUGAAGACAUGCCUACUGACGAUGAGGCUAUGGAAAUGUUUGGCAUAUUCUUUAACCACAUACACCCGUACAUACCGAUCGUCAAUAAGGCAGCAUUUUAUCGACAAUGGAGUGCAUCGCGUGACUCAAUAUCACCUUUACUUCUUGAAACAAUCUUUGCAUGUGCUGGCAGAUUGACAACAGAUCCAGCAAAGGGACUCAAGUGGAUAAGCAUGGCAACAAGACAUGUUGACUGUUUUUUCGAUGUACCGCGGCUUAGUACGGUUCAAGCUUUGUUGCUUCUGCUCAAAGCAAGAGAAUCUGCGCCGCAAAGAGGUUAUUUCUUCCGCUCCUGGAUGAGCGUAGUCAGUAUAAUAGCGAUGGCUCGUGAUCUCGGCCUUGAUAGACACAGUGAUUUGCAUAAGCAUGGAGUAGGAUGCGGAGAGAGCCCCCUCGAUUGCAUGACGCGAACUCGUGUCUGGCAAGCAUGCUUCGUUUUCGAACUUAUGAUUUGCGCUCCGCAAGGCCGUGACAUUAUGCAGAUCAGUCCUGAAAGCAUUGAUCUCACCACACCACUUGGCUCACCAGAUUUGGAUGAGAAUGAAGUAACUAUAUAUCGCAACUUUAUAUACUUUGUGUGGCUUAUCAAGAAUAUUCGUCGGAUGAAUGAUGUGCAUGCAAAGCUUAAGGCUACACCAAACUGGAGGAAUGACCCUCAAUUCUUAGAUUCCGGACCAAGCCUGGAUACCUGGGCUUAUGAGCUCCCACCGAAUCUUCAUGUGGUGGUAGUCACUGAUCUUAGUCACCCUGGUCCUCAGAUCGACUCCCACUUCACAGGAAAUCUUCAGAUUUAUUAUCAUUUAGCUCGGAUAAUGCUCCAUCGUCCCGCGCUGGCCUUCGGAAAGACUUUCUCUUUGGGUGGAGAGUGGAAGACACACAUGAUGAUAUGUACGAACGCAGCGAAAUCUAUGCUUAGAUUGGAAGAAACAGUCUUUGAGCAGUAUGGGAUGCUGGGGUUACAAUGCAUGCUCCGGGGUGUCAAUUUCACCAUAUAUGCUUUGCUCACUUGUGCUAUGAUACAUCUGAUCGCGGCCACGUGCCCGGACCCAGAAUUCAACUCAGAUGCGAAAGAUUAUUUCACGAGAACAAUGAGGAUCUUAGAAAACUGCAUUGAUAGCUCGGCCUCAUCUGAGGUUAAAGGUCAAAUUGAGACUUUGCGUCAAGCUUUUUCACUCGACCUAAGUCGACCUUUUGUUUUGAAUCCAAAUUUUCCUUUUUACCCAGGCGUUUCAGCAGCAGUUGAUCCAAGUAUCACUCGAGCUUACACUCAAGGGGAAAGCCCACACUCGACCCUUACAGCCGGUGGCCCAGCGAAUUAUUCGCAUCCUUUGUCUCCACCACAUUCCACAGGCGACGGCGAGUCAAAAGGGGAAUCCCCGGCAGCUGUCCAGUCAUUAGUGAUGUUAGCAGCAGGUCAAGGAACUCAGAACCCCCCCGCGAUCGUAGACAACAUGGGGUGGAAUCCUUCUAGACUAUUCGAUAAUUGGAAUACUGCGUUUGGGAUAAAUGGUUCCGUGUCAGCUAUACCUUCUGGUAUAGCCGGACAUCAUCAUGAAAGUGGGUUGGUUGAUCCGCUUGGCGGUGGGCGUCCACCUUCAUCAAGCUCCUAUGUGCCUACAACUGUAGGGGUUUCGCACUCAUUCGUGUCCCCUGGUAUGUGGCAAGAUUCUGUAGCUGCGGCCGCCGUUUUCAGCGAUUCAAACAAACGACCGUUCCCGUUUGGCGGGGAAACUGUAUGGAACACUCCAGGACCGUCGCAAGACCGACCUGAGACUGUACCACCAUCGACAGCCCUGCGGUCAGAGGCCGGCCGAAGAAGUCGUUAA